Messenger RNA from Carassius carassius (crucian carp), 1937 nucleotides. Its product is annotated as N-chimaerin-like. The coding region runs from base 300 to 1679 and encodes 459 amino acids. NCBI's taxonomy places the organism in Eukaryota, Metazoa, Chordata, Actinopteri, Cypriniformes, Cyprinidae. Gene Ontology annotation, biological process: regulation of small GTPase mediated signal transduction; positive regulation of GTPase activity; signal transduction. The record is from RefSeq and is a predicted model, not a curated record. The transcript has 13 exons. Gene Ontology annotation, molecular function: GTPase activator activity.
GGCGACUUCAGUACUGGGAUGUAAAGAGUGAAUCCGAGCUGCAGCAAACACACACACACACACACACGCGCGCGCACGCGCGCUCGGAACAGAGACCGGUCCGGUUCUCCCGCGGUCUGCGCUCAGUGCUCAGCUGUUGCUCUCGGACUCAGUGGAUGAAAGUUUAGCUCGGCAACAUCGCCUAUGCGGGAUUUCCAUAGUGGACAGUUCACCAUAAACCUCAAGAAUACAAGGUUGUUCGUCGUAAUCCCGGAGUGGUUCUUGGAUGUUAGUAGUUCAGAGCUGCAUCACUGGCUGCGAUGGCCCUCCAUGUGUUCGAUAAUGAUGAGUACAGACCGCCUGUAUGGAAAUCCUACUUGUACGAGCUCCAGCAGGAGGCGCCACAUCCUCGCAGAGUCACCUGCGUAUCUGAGGUGGAAAAUCGGCCGAAGUACUAUGGACGAGAGUAUCAUGGGAUGAUCUCCAGAGAGGAAACCGACCAACUGCUCAGUGUGGCUGAAGGAAGUUAUCUGAUCCGAGAAAGCCAGAGACAGCCGGGCACGUACACACUAGCUCUACGCUUUGGGAAUCAGACCCGGAACUUCCGUCUGUUUUACGAUGGGAAGCAUUUUGUGGGGGAGAAGCGCUUCGAGUCUAUCCACGACCUGGUAACGGACGGUCUGAUCACGCUGUACAUCGAGACCAAAGCUGCCGAAUACAUAUCUAAGAUGACCAUCAACCCCAUCUACGAGCACGUGGGCUACACCACCCUGAACCGUGAGCCUGCGCUGAAGAAAGCCCUGCCCGUCUGCAGAGACCUGCCCGAUGGGAAAGACUCGCCCGGGGAAGAGACCGGCCUGGAGGAGAGGCUCACGUCGCUGGUCCGUCGAGCCACACUGAAGGAGAGCGAACGGGUGUCCAAGUACGAGAAAAUCCACAACUUCAAGGUGCACACCUUCAGAGGGCCACACUGGUGUGAGUACUGUGCCAACUUCAUGUGGGGACUCAUCGCUCAGGGAGUCAAAUGUGCAGACUGUGGGUUGAAUGUCCAUAAGCAGUGCUCGAAGAUGGUGCCCAAUGACUGCAAGCCGGACCUGAAGCACGUGAAGAAGGUGUACAGCUGUGACCUCACCACGCUGGUCAAGGCUCAUAACACUACACGACCCAUGGUGGUGGACAUGUGCAUACGAGAGAUCGAAGCCCGAGGUUUGAAGUCAGAGGGUCUCUAUCGAAUCUCUGGAUUCAGCGACUUUAUUGAAGAUGUGAAGUUAGCGUUCGACAGAGAUGGAGAGAAAGCAGACAUCUCCGUAAACGUCUAUGAAGACAUCAACGUCAUCACAGGUGCUCUUAAACUCUACUUCAGGGACCUGCCGAUCCCCGUCAUCACAUAUGACGCAUAUCCACGCUUCAUCGAGGCUGCGAAGCUGACAGACCCAGACGAGCGUUUGGAAGCUCUACACGAAGCUGUGAAGCAGCUGCCUCCUGCGCACUGUGAGACACUGCGAUAUCUCAUGGCACAUUUAAAGAGGGUAACUCAGAACGAGAAGGAUAACCUGAUGAACGCUGAGAAUCUGGGGAUAGUAUUCGGGCCGACUCUGAUGCGGGCGCCUGAUCUGGACGCCAUGACGGCUCUGAACGACAUCCGCUACCAGAGGCAGGUGCUGGAGUUACUCAUCAAGAAUGAAGACAUCCUCUUCUAGCAUCACGCUGACGUGAAUGAACCUCUGUACUGUUCACCGCAGCUCUGAGCUGUGCUCUUCUACUCAGACUCGGUCUGGACUUGAAUAUGAAGGACUCUUGUAUGAUAGUACAUUUUUUGGAGCUGUACUUACUAACACUUCUUGCCUGAUGUGUUUUUUUCCUGUUUCUUGCAUGUCUUCCUCCCCAUUUUUGUCGGGGGUCGCUGAAGGCUGUGGCGUACUUCAGGAUUAUUAUGGGAUGGCAUUGCUCCGUUGCGU